CGGUUACAUGGAGACAACCUGAGCCUCCGAGUUUGUGGGUGAAACAACAGGUUUUGUGAUUAAAACAAGAAGAAAACAACACAAAGUUUGAUCUGCCACAGAAACUUCGAGACUAUUUCACUCUGCCGCACCUCAGGGUGUGAGAGAUGGAAAACGGGACGUCUGAUGAUGUGGAGGAGCUGUGGGAGACGGUGGAGAGCAAACGCUAUGAACUGAGUUGCUCCAUCUCCCCAGCAAAACUCACCCCCUACCUCCGCCAGUGCAAAGUCCUGGAUGAGCAGGAUGAGGACGAGAUUCUCAACUCCCUGCUGCUGGUGUCCAAAGCAAACCGAACGAGCCGCCUGCUCGACAUCCUCCACACUAAAGGGGAGCGAGGUUACAUAGCGUUUCUGGAGAGUCUGGAGUUUUACUACCCUGAGCUUUACAAGCUGGUCACAGGGAAGGAUCCCACACGACGCUUCUCCACCAUCGUAGUGGAGGAAGGUCACGAGGGCCUGACGCAUUUCCUGAUGAAUGAAGUGAUGAAGCUGCAGCAGCAGUCCAAAGUCAAGACCCUGCAGAGUGUCGAGCUCAGCAGGAAGAACUGCACGCUGGAGGACGAGCAGAAGAAGCUGCGGCUGGCCAAUCAGGAGCUGCAGGCCUUUCAACAGAGAUACAAUAAGUUGAGGGAAGAUAGAAACACAUACAGUGAUGAGCUGCUGAGAGUGAAGGACGAAAACUACAAACUGGCCAUGAGGUACGCCACGCUGAGCGAGGAGAAGAACAUGGCGGUGAUGAGGAGUCGAGACCUGCAGUUAGAGAUCGAUCAGCUGAAGCACAGGCUGAACAAGGUGGAGGAGGAGUGUAAGAUGGAGAGAAGGCAGAGUCUCAAGCUGAAGAACGACAUCGAGAACCGGCCAAAGAAAGAGCAAAUCUUUGAGCUGGAAAGAGAGAACGAGACGCUCAAGUGCAAGCUACAUGAGCUACAGUCCUUCAUACAGCCUGGUCCUGCUUCAGAUAAGACCAUCCUUGAUAUUUUGGAGCAUGACAGACAGGAAGCACUAGAAGACAGACAGGAUCUGGUGAACCGCCUGUACAACCUGCACGAAGAAGUCAGACAGGCAGAGGAACUACGAGACAAGUAUCUGCAGGAGAAGGAGGAUCUGGAGCUGAAGUCCUCCACGCUGCAGAAGGACUGCGAGAUGUAUCGUAACCGCAUGGACACCAUCGCCAUACAGCUCGAUGAAGUGGAGAAGGAGAGGAACCAGGCAUUUCAAGCCAGAGACGAGGCCCAGCAUCAGUUCUCCCAGAGUCUGAUUGACAAAGACAAAUAUCGCAAGCAGAUCCGAGAGCUGGAGGAGAAGAGCGAUGAGCUCCAGAUUGAGAUUGUGCACAAAGAGGCCAAGCUGCUCACUCUGGAGUCUCGCUUACGACGGGUGUCCAAGGACGUUGUUCUGGACCAGCAAACUCUGCCAAGGGACCUGCCUCAGACCACCAUCUCUCAGGGGGACGGGUUUAGACCUAUCGCGGUCCAAUCAGAAUGGUCCAGUGAUGAGUCGCCAGAGGAGAAGCACUUUUGUGAGGAGCCUCGCCUCAAACGCAGACCUAAUCUUAAAGCCGGGAAUAGAGGUAAAUCUCCGAUCUGUGUCCCCAAAGACAGAGACUCAGAGUCCGCUGCAGCCCAGCCGGUUAACGGAGGAGAGUUUCUGGACAUUCAGACGUUGAACCAGCGCCUUCCUUCCUCCCCAAGCUUCCCCAUGUCCCCCUUGUAUUCUCCCAGUUCAGCUCCUGCACUCUCCUCCUGCCCCAUUUCCUCCCCACUUCCUUUCACCAUGAUGGAGCACAGCAACAGGCCCAAUAUGCUCCGUUACCGUAACGACAGCAUCCUGUCCACACUCCCUGAACCACCUGAGACAGGAUCGCUGUACCGCAGAGAGAGGGAGAAGGAACACGACUUCCAGCCUCAAAGCCUCUUUGACUCUGAUAGUGACAACAUGGACUGUGGCGACGAAGUGCAGCGUGGUCCUCCUUCUGUCCACUCAUCUUCUUCCUCCCAUCAGUCAGAAGGAAUGGACACUUUGGACCUGGAGCAGGUCAACAACAUCUUCAGGAAACUCUCUUUAGAGAGGCCCUUCCGUCCGUCUCUGUCCUCCUUCUCCAGGACCAGCGCAACCCUGAGGCCGGUGCAGGAGCUGUCGUUGCUAAGCGACAAUCUUUUAAAGGACAUCGCUCUGGUUGGUGGCAACCACAGCGGGAUUUUCGUCUCGAGUGUCCAAUCGGGUUCCCUCGCCGACAAGGCAGGGCUACGAGAGGGUCACCACCUCCUGUUGCUCGAGGGUUGCAUACGUGGGGAGAACCAAAGCAUUUCAUUGGACACGAGCACCCAGGAAGAAGCCCACUGGACGCUGCAGCACUGCUCUGGACCGGUUCGCCUGCACUAUCGAGCCAACUUCGAUGCUUACCGGCGUCUUCAGAGGGACCUUGCAGAGGGCUCACUGGCUUCUGGCGACUCUUUCUACAUACGGGUCAACCUGAACAUCUCUGGCCAAUCGGAGAGCUGCUCCUUGAGCGUGCGCUGUGAUGAGGUGGUGCACGUCCUAGACACCAGGCACCAGGGCCGCUGUGAGUGGCUGUGCACUCGUGUCGACCCCUACACCGGCUGCGACCAGUUGGAGCGUGGCACCUUACCAAGCAACUCACGGGCCCAGCAGCUGCUCCUGGUAAAGAUCCAGAAGUUACUGUGUCGAGGGGGUAAAGAUGAAAAUGAAAGCCUCCGCAACAGUCGGUGCAAUCUACAGCCAGAAGAAGCCAGCUCCUUACCCGAUCCUAAAUCCAGCCCACGCUUGUCAAGAGCCAGCAUCUUCCUCACCCAGAUACUACAGUUUGUCAGCAGGGUGGAUAUCAAGUACAAGCGAAUGAACAGCAAUGAGCGCGUGAGGCUCAUCAACUCCGGCAGCACAACACUACCCAGACAAGGCUUAGAGACGCUCAGACCAGAAGAUGCUGCUGACCCAGACAGUGAGCUGAGCAGGAAUUUGAACCUGAUUCCCUACAGCCCCGUCACCCUCCAGAGGACCCAGAGGAGAAGACCGGUCCUCUUCAGCCCCACCGCUCUGGCCAAAACCAUUAUCCAGAAAAUACUCAACAUGGGGGGAGCCAUGGACUAUGACAUCUGCAAACCAGACACCCUGUCCAAAGAGGACUUUCAUCUAAAACAGAACGUGGAGCCCUUCAUUCACUACAAAGAGAAACAAGGCACAUUUGAAUGCAUCACCCGAGAAAACAUUGAGGCUGUUGCUGCCAAGAAUGAGGUAGAUUGUGAUCAUACGCCGACUGUCUGGUUAGAGGACAACCGCUCUACCCCCUCAGCCACAGCCGCCCCCAGAGAUCAGAACCAGGAGAAAGCUGACAUGUAA
Molecule: messenger RNA, 3395 nt
Organism: Paralichthys olivaceus (Japanese flounder)
Lineage: Eukaryota; Metazoa; Chordata; Actinopteri; Pleuronectiformes; Paralichthyidae
Source: RefSeq, a predicted model, not a curated record